AUGUUAGAUCAUAUAUAUCAUUUAUCAACCUCCAACGAUUUUCCAAUUGAAAUAUCACAAAAGAUUAUGAGCUUCUUGGCAGACCUACAAUUGAAUCGCUUGGAUAUAAUUGGUACAGCACCGACAGCAUUUGCUCAUUCCCUAAAGCUUAGAAUUGAGUCUACGAUUGCCUUAUAUGGGAAGAAAAUUUGGAACUGUUUAUAUGAAAUUCAAUCAGAAAAAGGAAUUAGAAACUUUUCAAGAAUGCAACAUCAUUUGAGUCAUUCUGGUAUCUCUCUAGCUAGAGAUUGGCCUAUCAGUUAUCAUAAAAAGCUUUUUGCUUUUUGGAUUUUGCACUUUGAGCUUUAUUUAUCAGCAAGGGGUGAACUUCAGAAUGUUUUAGAGACUCAAUUUGUUCUCAUCAACUCAAUCAAGAAAUCACAUCUGUUCCCUCUUAAAGAUACAGAAUGGGGUGAUGUUUUUAUUGGUAGAGCUGAUCUGGAAAGAAAAUCUUAUAUAAACACUAUUGUAAGAUAUAUCCAAUCCUUGGAAGAUGAAGUACCAGUUGAAAGGUUUCUUAAAAUACAGAGACAAGAUAUAUCAAAUGGUAUAAAAAUAUUUGGUAAGAAUUGGAAUUUUUCAGAAAAGAAAAAAAUUCUUGAAUUUUGGUUCAAUUCUAUGGAACUGUUUCUAAGGAUUAGAAAAGAAUCUAGCUCAAAUGAAAUGAAGAUUGAAUUAGAAAGUUUGAUAUGCAAAGACCUGAAAGGAACCAUCAUGGCUGUUAAAGAAUUUUUUAGUCAGGAAGGUCACUUUUUGAAUUCUUCUAGUAAAGAUCCUUUACUUCCUCAAUUCUGUACUUUUUAUUACAAGAAUGUUCAGCCUUCCAUUGUAGAGAAACAUAUAUGA
Melampsora larici-populina 98AG31 is the source of this 885-nucleotide messenger RNA. RefSeq lists its product as uncharacterized. The transcript is spliced from 5 exons. Bases 1 to 885 code for a protein of 294 amino acids. Lineage: Eukaryota; Fungi; Basidiomycota; Pucciniomycetes; Pucciniales; Melampsoraceae. The record is from RefSeq and is a predicted model, not a curated record.